This is a messenger RNA of Anopheles bellator, 2129 nucleotides long. RefSeq names its product protein FAM114A2. Lineage: Eukaryota; Metazoa; Arthropoda; Insecta; Diptera; Culicidae. The coding region runs from base 24 to 2096 and encodes 690 amino acids. The transcript is spliced from 2 exons. The record is from RefSeq and is a predicted model, not a curated record.
UUCGCGAAAAAAAAACCGAAGAAAUGUGUGAUUCCGAUAGUGAGGAGUUCGCCAGUGCGGACGAAGACUUUGAAGAGAUUGAACCGGACGAGUUGAAGGCGGCGGUCAGCGAAACUACCGCCUCUGGGGAGCUAAGGUCGACGAAGGCUCGGACGCCUAAAACGAGUGUAACGUCUGACGUGGAUGAAAGAAAGCUCGACACAAAAAAUGAUCAACAUACCUCUGAAAAAGUGGUGCAUUCGGUGCACGAUGAAAUCCCACCUGAACCUCUUCCGAGCGCGGUAAAAAUCGAUGUACUCUUUACACCGUUGGAAGCAGAAAUUAGUCACAAAGACCCACCAGCUCUUCCCGAACCGGAAACAGUUCCGGAACCUACGAUAGAAAAAUCAAACGAAGAGCAAAAAGCCUCCGCGAGCAGUAGCGCUAAAGAGGCACCUCACUACACGACCGAUUCGUCCGUCGAGACCGCCACAUCGAAGCCACGAAAGCUUAUUCUUAAACCGGCACGACCCCAACGAUUGGACGAGCAGACCCCCGAAAAAGAACAACCUCCCAGCGUGCCGAAGGUUGUGGAGCAACCGAAGCCAACCGAGAAACCACAAGCCACGGCGAAUGACGAAGGAUGGGAUGAUUUCGAUGAUGAUUGGGGAGAUUUCAGUGUAGACACGGGAGGUAGUUCGGCUGGGGGGCCGAAAGGCAAGAAGGAACCUAAAACGGAAGCGAAGGCCAGUUUCCGGGACGUGGACAUCGAUGAAGUGGAGAGCAAGUUGCAGGACUUUAUGAUCCACAGAGAUGAUCCUCCGAUAGCGUCGGUGCUCGACCGAGUGGCCACGAGUAGCGGUGGGGCGGCCGGUGGCCAAACUAGUGACGGUCAAUCGUGGACCGGUUGGAAGCCAUCGUGGGGUGGUGCGGCUGUUUCAUUCCUGUCGUCGGCCUCGAAAUCCGUCGCCUCGAUAACGACCAACAUAACGCAGGUGAUCGAAUCGGGCAUCGGUGUGCCGAACCCGGAGGAACUGGCUCGGAGGCAGGCAGAAACGGAGGCCAAACUGCGUGCCGAUGGAUACGUCCCCGAAAGCGAACAGGAGACGAGCGGCACGACGGCACGAAAGCCAUCGGAGGAUCGGUUCGGGUUCGAUCAGCUCGUGUCGGGUGUGACGCAGAUUAGCAGCAAAGUAAUCACGGGCGGGCUGGAUACGCUUGAAGGCAUCGGCAAGAAAACGAUGACCAUCCUGCAGGAGAACGAUCCGGGACUGUUGAACAAGCGCAAGCUGCUCGGUCUCCAACCGACCGAUGGUGUCGUCCUUAGCCAGGUGCUGCGCGAAGCGAAGGCCAAGACGGAGGAGCGCGAACGGAGUUUGAAGCAGAUCCAAAAGCAUCAGUACCGGAAGAAGCUUCACUUCGAGGCGCUCUUCGACGACUACCACGGACUGGUGCAUCUCGAGGCGCUCGAGAUGCUAUCGAAGCAGGCGACGCUGAAGCUCGAAUCGUUGAUGGAGCCGCUGAUGGGGAAAGCACUGGACGAGUUGCAGGAAACGAUGGGCGAGGUGCAGGAACUGUGCGAGCUCCCGGAAAUGGACGUGGAGACGGCCGAUGCCGAUGGGACGCACACGGCCGCCGAGCUGGAGGGAAAACUGCGCGAAACGAUCGUCGAUCUCGAUCCGAGCGUGAAAAUCGAUUUCGGUGAGAUCGUUAAAAGUUGGGCCGAGUACACGGCGUGGCUGGAACAGGGGCCGGAGGGGGCCUCAUCAUGCCAGGAUAUCUUCGAAAAGGCCAUGCAUGCACUCGCCCAAACGACGGCUCUCUGUGUGCUUCGGAUGCACAAGUUGGCCGAAAGCUUGCUCAUCAGCGAGCACCACAGUACGGCCACCGAGGCGGAUGUGCUGGUCCAGCUGACGACGGUGUUCUGCUGGCAUCUGAGCGGCGUGGCAACGCGGUUCGGGACGGAACUGACCCGCCUCAACCAGGAGGACUCUGGCUCUGGCGACACGGACAGUACGCUUGUUACCAACAUCUUUCUGGAGGGUUCCAACAGCACCUCGUACAUUCAGAAUGCGUUCCAGCUUUUCAUCCCGAUACUGCAGCUUGGCGCCGCCUAAAUUGGCCGUUCCGAGAGUGUAAUUACGUUGCGU